GUGAACGAAGUCGGAAUCCAAGCAGAGCGAUCUGAGGCUGAGAUACCUGCGGAAAGAAGGAAGGCAAGCUUCUGCAAUAGGGCUUGACUCCAAMGCCGGCGAACCAGCAACUGCAGAAGCAGGCAGCGGCAGAGAGGGAAUGGUGCGGGGAGGCGCCGAGAAGGAGGCGCAGUCCGUCCCUCUCAGGUUUUCAAACAAAAGACUAUUACCAGUUGGAUGGACACUAAAGGAAUCAAGACAGCUGAAUCAGAAAGUUUGUGUAGUAAAGAAAAUAACAAUACAAGGAUAGAAUCCAUGAUGAGUUCUCUACAAAAAGAUAACUUUUACCAACAUAAUGUGGAAAAAUUAGAAAAUGUUUCUCAGCUAAGUCAUGAUAAAUCACCCAUUGAAAAAAGCACUCAAUAUUUGAACCAACAUCAGACUGCAACUCUGGUUAAGUGGCAAAAUGARGGGAAACACACAGAGCAGCUUUUGGGAAGUGAACCUUCAACAGUGACUCUGGUACCAGAGCAGUAUAGUAAUGCUAACAUCAAUCAGUCACCCCAAACUGAUGAUCACAGUUACACAGAUAGUGACGAAGAUAAAGAUAAUCAACAAUUUCUGACACCUGCAAAGCUUGCAAAUGCAAAACAGACUUUAGAAGAUGAGCAGGCCAGAGAUGCCAGAAACCACCAGAAGUGUAGCAAGACUUGCCAUCCUGUAGAAGACUCUGCAGGUUGUCAGCAGGAGGAGAUAGAUGUGGUACCAGAGAGCCCAUUGUCCGAUGUUGGCUCUGAAGAUGUUGGAACUGGACCCAAAAAUGAUAGCAAGUUGAGUAGAAAAGAAAGUAGCCUAGGAAAUUCUCCAUUUGAGAAGGAGAGCGAACCAGAGUCACCGAUGGAUGUAGAUAAUUCCAAAAAUAGUUGUCAAGACUCAGAAGCAGAUGAAGAGACAAGUCCAGGUUUUGAUGAACAAGAAGAUGGUAGUUCCUCCCAAACAACAAAUAAACCUUCAAGGUUCCAAGCAAGAGAAGCUGACAGUGAACUUAGGAAACGGCACUCUAAUAAGGGAGGUGAAAUUAGAUUACAUUUUCAAUUUGAAGGAGGAGAGAAUCGCACUGGGAUGAGUGAUUUAAAUACCAGGCCACCUGGAAAUACUUCUAGCCUUAAUGUAGAAUGCAAAAAUUCCAAGCAGCAUGGAAAAAAGGAUUCUAAAAUCACUGAUCAUUUUAUGAGAAUGCCUAAAGCAGAAGAUAGAAGAAAAGAACAGUGUGAAGUCAAACAUCAGAGAACAGAAAGGAAGAUCCUUAAAUACGUUCCACCUCACCUUUCUCCAGAUAAGAAGUGGCUUGGAACUCCUAUUGAGGAGAUGAGAAGGAUGCCUCAGUGUGGAAUCCGGCUACCUCUCUUGAGGCCAUCUGCCAAUCAUACUGUAACUAUUCGGGUAGAUCUUUUACGAGCAGGAGAAGUUCCCAAACCUUUUCCAACACAUUAUAAAGAUUUGUGGGAUAAUAAGCAUGUUAAAAUGCCUUGUUCUGAACAAAAUUUGUACCCUGUAGAAGAUGAGAAUGGUGAGCGAACUGCAGGGAGCCGGUGGGAGCUCAUUCAGACUGCACUUCUCAACAAAUUCACAAGACCCCAAAACCUAAAGGAUGCAAUUCUGAAAUACAAUGUGGCAUAUUCUAAGAAAUGGGACUUUACAGCUUUGGUUGAUUUCUGGGAUAAGGUACUUGAAGAAGCAGAAGCUCAACAUCUAUACCAAUCCAUUUUGCCUGAUAUGGUGAAAAUUGCACUCUGUCUGCCAAAUAUUUGCACCCAGCCAAUACCGCUCCUGAAACAGAAGAUGAAUCAUUCCAUCACAAUGUCCCAGGAACAGAUUGCCAGUCUUUUAGCUAAUGCUUUUUUCUGCACAUUUCCCCGACGAAAUGCUAAAAUGAAAUCGGAGUAUUCUAGUUACCCAGACAUUAACUUUAAUCGGUUGUUUGAGGGACGUUCAUCAAGGAAACCAGAGAAGCUUAAAACACUUUUCUGUUACUUUCGAAAAGUCACAGAGAAAAAACCUACUGGGUUGGUGACAUUUACAAGACAGAGUCUUGAAGAUUUUCCAGAAUGGGAAAGAUGUGACAAACCCCUGACACGGUUGCAUAUUACUUAUGAAGGUACCAUAGAAGGAAAUGGACAAGGCAUGCUACAGGUGGAUUUUGCAAAUCGUUUUGUUGGAGGUGGAGUAACCAGUGCAGGACUUGUGCAAGAAGAAAUCCGCUUUUUAAUCAAUCCUGAAUUGAUUGUUUCACGGCUCUUCACUGAGGUGCUGGAUCACAAUGAAUGUCUUAUUAUCACAGGUACUGAACAGUACAGUGAAUACACUGGCUAUGCUGAAACAUAUCGUUGGGCCCGAAGCCAUGAAGAUGGGAGUGAAAGGGAUGACUGGCAGCGACGCUGCACUGAGAUUGUUGCCAUUGAUGCACUUCACUUCAGACGCUACCUCGAUCAGUUUGUGCCUGAGAAAAUGAGACGUGAGCUUAACAAGGCUUACUGUGGAUUUCUGCGUCCUGGAGUUCCUUCAGAGAAUCUUUCUGCUGUGGCCACAGGAAACUGGGGUUGUGGUGCCUUUGGGGGUGAUGCUAGAUUAAAAGCUUUAAUACAGAUACUGGCAGCUGCAGCAGCUGAACGAGAUGUGGUUUAUUUUACCUUUGGGGACUCAGAAUUGAUGAGAGACGUUUACAGUAUGCACACUUUCCUUACUGAGAGGAAACUGACUGUUGGAGAAGUGUAUAAGCUAUUGCUUCGAUACUACAAUGAAGAAUGCAGGAACUGUUCUACCCCUGGACCAGACAUCAAGCUUUAUCCAUUCAUGUACCAUGCUGUUGAGUCCUGUACAGAGACUGUUAACCAGCCAGUACAAAAGACAGGGACUUGAGGAGCCAAGUGAACAGAACCUCCUCCCACUGCUCAGAGACAUCCUGUUUGAAUUGUCAGGUGUAAUAUAUGAAUGACUUAAGUUAAUGUAAGUGUGUAUAUAAUCUACAUUUGUAGUCAAGGAUGUGAUCCCUUCUAAACAUAUGCAAUUGUCAGUUUGUACAUCUAAACUUUCCCCAUCCUGACUUAUAUGGGCUUAGAUAUGUUAUCUUUCCAUUUUCUUCUAUUUUAGUUUUCAUUCUUUGAUUUGUCUUUUGUCCAUCAGAUUUCUUGUAAAAGUCUCCAUGAAAGACUGUGCUCAGCUAUCGGGUUUCUUUAUUCAUGGAUGUAUAUUAUACAAAUUGCUUCUGCAGCUUGCAGAUGCCAGUGAGCCUGGGAAAAAAGUUAAAAUCCAGGAAUCUCUGUAAUAGAAUUUGCUACAAACCUCCCUGUGAACCUUUCAUCCCAAUACUAACAGGCUUAUGUUGUGUGAAUUUUUGAAAAUUAAGAAGUUUUUUUUUUCAUAUAUGUUACAUAGUGCACAUAUCCUAUGUUGUUCUUUAUUUAAAUCAGAAUAAUUUUCAGAAGUUAUUCUUUUAAUACAUCCACUUUUAUCUGUAUGGUUUGUCUAUCCAUUUUAUCCCAAUCAAUUUUUAUUGACACUGUUUCUAGAAACUGACCAAGAUGAAAGAAAAUGUAGAGUAAAAGAGUUUUCCUCAUAUGGUGUAAUGAAAACAAAUUCAAGAGGGUUGAAGAGUUUUGUUUGUUUGUUUGAGUUUUUUUUUUUUUUUUUUUAGGAUCAAUAUUUGUUCUGUGGUGCUUGAGGCAUUUCAUAUAACCAAAGUUUGGGAACCAGAAACUUCAUGCUGAUUUGUACAUAUUGAAGUUUUUCUGGUAUUCAUAGGUUAUAUAGUUGAUAAUUUUUCAUUAAUAAAUCAUUUGUCAGAAACUUCCAUAUCAUCUAUAUUUUAUAUACUAUAUAAACAUGAUCUUUAAGUGUUUAUGUGGAACACAUAAAAUCCAAAUAAAACUGCUGUGGGGAAUUUUAAGCUUUAUCAGGGCUUUGUUUAAAAUCUGUUAUUCACAACUUUGUUCUUUUAAAAGUGGCAACAAAAAUAAAUAAUGAAGUCUUUAGAAGAUUAAACUGAAAGCCAAAGUCAAGUCUUGUGUUGAGUAGAGUUUAAUCACAAAAGCACUUAUUUAGAUUUUCAAAAUAGUCCUAAAUUAUAGUGUUGUUCUGGUUUAUAGUCAAUUGUCAGGAAAAGCUGAUGGAGAUCAAAUCCUGUUAUAAGGAACAUCAGUAGAUGGCCUAAACUCCUGUUAUCAGCACUGGAAGAAAAAAAAAAUAGGGCCUAUGCCAGUAACUCUUUUCUUCUUCUCUCUUUCU
This is a messenger RNA of Urocitellus parryii (Arctic ground squirrel), 4263 nucleotides long. It is a transcript of the gene Parg, whose product is annotated as poly(ADP-ribose) glycohydrolase. Gene Ontology annotation, cellular component: cytoplasm; nucleus. Gene Ontology annotation, molecular function: poly(ADP-ribose) glycohydrolase activity. Gene Ontology annotation, biological process: carbohydrate metabolic process; nucleotide-sugar metabolic process; regulation of DNA repair. The record is from RefSeq and is a predicted model, not a curated record. Lineage: Eukaryota; Metazoa; Chordata; Mammalia; Rodentia; Sciuridae.